Messenger RNA from Arctia plantaginis, 2805 nucleotides. Lineage: Eukaryota; Metazoa; Arthropoda; Insecta; Lepidoptera; Erebidae. The record is from the annotation of a GenBank genome assembly.
AUGGCUCAAUAUUACCAGAUAGUUGGGCAAGGUCAUCAACUAACUCUUGAAGACAUACAAAGAUUUUGUCCAAACAUAUGCUUGGAUGGUAUUAUAGUAAACCAAGAUGACCAACAGCAAUAUGCUCAACAGCAGGUGGUUGUGCAGCAAGCAGAUUCAACACCAAGUGAUAUUAUAGUUAGUGAAGGUGUGCAGCCCCAGCUGGUUGUCAGUGAUGGAUUACAAUACCAGCAACAGUAUAUCAUUCGACAUGACCCCUCUCAACCACAACGUGACUUUCAGCAGCAACAACAACAGCAGCAGCAGCAGCAACAACAGCAGCAGCAAGCAUUACAUAGACAUCAAGUUUACUACACAUCUGAUUUGCCUGUGGAUGCUCAGGUUGUGUUACAACAGGCCCAACAGAUAAUUGAUGCAUCUUUGAUGCAACAGUCAUCUACACAACGCCCACAACAUCUAGUGAAUCCCGCACACGUGCUAACACAACCAACUGUGAUACAUCCCGCUCAACAGCCACCACCGCAACCCCCACCUCAGCAACCACAGCCGCAGCAUGCCCCGCAGCAAACGCAACAACAGCAACCACAACAGCAAUUGCCACGUGCGUCCCCUCAAAUCAUCCAGCACUUUCAGCAACAGCAACAAAUUCACUUACAACAACUACAACAACAGCAACUGCAGCACCAACUCCAACAACAACACCAACAACACAUGCAACCUCAACAAAUACAGCAUCAGCAAGUUGUUAUGCAUGCAGCUUACAUAAAUCAGCAGGGUACACCGACGCGAGCGACGGCGCCACGCGUCCUGAACCAGGCGCUGAGCAAUAGCCCGGUGACGCUGGUGCGGACGCCCGUGCGCACGGUGCGGCCGCGGCGACCGGCGGCGCGCGCGCACCACCAGCCCCCCGCGCCCUCCGCUCCGCCUCCGCGGAUGCUCAAUGCCAUGCAACCGGCCUCAUCACCGGCUCCGGGCGGUCCGGCUCGCGUGGGUUCCCCCCGCGUGCUCAACCCGCAAUCGCAGCACGCUCAACACCGCCCGCCGCGACCGCGCACACCCUUGCACCACACGCUCCAGCAACAGCAACAGCAUCAACAAAUGCAACAACAACAUCAGCAACAUCAACUCACUCAACAUGUCAUCAGUCCACAACUUCAUCAACAGCAACUAAAUCAAAUCAAGCUCUCCAAUCAUCCACUUCUCAACCAACAGAAUCAGGCUACACGCAUCAUCACACCUCAGGGAACAAUAGUAACGCAAAACUUAACGUCACAAUUACCCCAGCACACAGUAGUUCAGGCAAGCCAGAACAAUGGACCUCUACCUCAAAACACUCUCACUACCAUUCCGCAAAGAUCUUCACCACAUCCUCAACACAUACAACAAUCCAAAAAAGUCGUAGUUCAACCGAACAACGCAAGCGAUAUGGAUGAUCUCGAGGAGAGCAUUACAGCUGCCAUUCUCACUAAGCAUUCGGUAAAUGAUAAUAUGAAUGUUACGCCGCAGCAGUUCCACACGCCCUCACCCGCGAUGCGACCCAACCAAACAGUACCCCAGUCUCACCAACAAAUUAGUUUUAACUCACAGCAUGGAUAUCAACAGCAACAGUUAACCUAUGAACAACCUCACAUUCAGCAACAUCCCCAAACACUCAGUCAGUUAUUGAUGGACGGAGAUUCUACGGAGGAAGACCAACAAGUAUUAACAUUAAUUAACGGCCAGAGAAUAACUCUCGGGGAAUAUAAACGUACAAUGCAACAGCCUCAGCGAGGACCCAUUCAGCCACAACAGGGAAGAGAAACAGGCAGGCAAACCUUAGUAAGAAGUAAAGAACAACAGAGGCCUGUACAAAGGGUACCACCGAUGCAAGCACAGCAACAAACUCCUCAACAAGAAAACAGUGAAAUGUCAGGGCCUUCUGAACAGGCGUCGGAACCACAGUCUGCUAAAAUGUUAAUAUUUCUACAAAAUGGCGAACAGAGACUAAUUACUUUUACAUUGCCAAAAGAAAGUUGCACACUUCAGGAAGUUCUUGAACAGGUCAACGUUCCAUUUUCGGAGGAUACUCAUAUACAAUGUAUGCAGAAUACUAGUAGUGAGAUAGACUAUUUUGUAUCUGUUGGUUCAACAACUAGAAUUGAGGAGAUGUUAGAAAAUCACCCGAUGCUAGUGGGUGAUAUUAGUAAUAGGAAUUCCCCGUCUGUUAUGUCCCGACCUCAGAGUAGUGAAAUGUCUACACCUGAGAAAUCCCAGUGUCCUGAUAAUGGAAACAUCAGCCCUGAAUCUCCUGGACCACGGUCUCCCCCUCCCCGACAUGUUGAUGGCAUGUUAGCUGUAUGUAAAUUCUGUGGAUACACAGGAUAUGACUUUAGUCGCUGUGAAAGGUGUAAACGAGUAUUCACUGAUGAACCUAAAAGUGUACCAAGCAAAAAAGUAGAACAAAAGAAAAAGGACCCAGAGAAAACAAACCUAGAAAAACAAAAUACUUGUGGUGAAGGAAUCAAAAUAAAUUUAUUAAAGACUACAAUGAAGACACUUAACAACAAGACACCUCUGCAAGAAAAAAAAACCCCAAGAGUGAGAAAGCCUAAAGGAAAACAACCAGAUCCAGAACCUGUCAUAUUGACUUUAAGCUCUGAUGAAGAAGAUUCAAAUAGUUCCUUAAUGAGUAAUCAGCAUGAACAAUCAAUCAGUAUGAAGGAACCUUCUUUAAGUGAAAUUGAAGGUGGUACUCCAGACAGUGGCAUUGGUAUGGAUGCAAUGGAUGGUAAGUUUUAUAUUGUUAUGUAUUUUAUUUUUUGCUAA